AUGGUCUCGUCUCGCAGAUCCCGACUCUUGAUAGUCGCAGCCAUCGUCGCAACCAUCUUCUUCUUCAUCUUCUCAACCGCCUCCCGUAGCCCCCCACAAUCAGCAGGUCCCGGACCUUCUCCUCACAAACCCGCAGAUAAGGUGUCUCCAGAAAUUGCAGGAGCUUUCAAAGCUGCCCAAGAUAACGUCCGUCUGCAACCAGAUACAGAACUAAAAGUUGCUGAUGCUGGUGUUGCUACGGAACAAGUUGAAAAAGUGGCUCCAGUGGCUGAAAAAGUCCCAGAGACCGCACCAGCUGUCAAGGAAACCCCCCAAGAAAAUCAAGAAUCUGAACCUGCUGCUGAUCAAGCUCCGGCUUAUGAUGCAGCCGCAGAGUACGCCAAAACUAUUCGUGACGCACCUCUCGUCAUUUUCUCUAAAAGUUACUGCCCACAUUCCAAGUUUGCCAAACAAUUACUGCUCCAUGAAUACUCAAUCACCCCAGAACCCAUUGUUGUUGAGCUUGACCUGCAUCCUAACGGCUCGGAGCUCCAGCAGCAUAUUGGCGAUGUCACGGGCCGCAGAACAGUUCCUAAUAUUCAUGUGUUUGGCACUUCGCGCGGCGGUGCAGACGACUUUAGAACCCUCAAGGCUGAGGGCAUUGUGGUUGAGAAAUUGCUUGAAUGGGCAAAGCAUGGACUUUAUGAGCAUAAAGGUCCAGGCCCUGCCUUUACUAUUAAGCAAAACCAACAGUCUCAGGAAUAA
This is a messenger RNA of Magnusiomyces paraingens, 744 nucleotides long. RefSeq lists its product as uncharacterized. NCBI's taxonomy places the organism in Eukaryota, Fungi, Ascomycota, Dipodascomycetes, Dipodascales, Dipodascaceae. The coding region runs from base 1 to 744 and encodes 247 amino acids. The record is from RefSeq and is a predicted model, not a curated record. Gene Ontology annotation, cellular component: fungal-type vacuole; Golgi lumen; cytoplasm. The transcript has a single exon. Gene Ontology annotation, biological process: cellular response to oxidative stress. Gene Ontology annotation, molecular function: glutathione disulfide oxidoreductase activity.